CAAGUUUUGUUUUGAUGGCCAUUUAAACUGUCAGAGAAUUUUGCCGCCAUUAACGGUUUGUGAAAGAGUGCGGGAAGCCAGACCGCCAGAACUUCGUUUGUUUCUCUGGGUUCAUGAUGUGAGAUUUUUGCUCGGUCUUGGAAAAUUCCGAUUAUUCAGUUAUUGCUUGAUCAUAUAAGUUAACAAAAAGUGAAAUAUGAGCAGAACUCCAAAAUUAGCUUGUUUCAUCUGCAAGAGUCCCGAAGAUGACGAGCUUAUGUUGGGAAAAUUCUAUUCCAAGUGGCGUAUAAGAGUCCACUAUUACUGCCUGCUCUUAACUUCAAAUUUGAUACAAUCCGGAGAUGAUGAUGAUGUCGGAAUUUUUGGGUUCAUGUUGAAGGACAUCAAACAGGAAGAGGCACGCAUCCACAGCCAAAAGUGUUAUGUCUGCAAGCAGCGCUACGCCAAUAUAUCCUGCUGCGCUAAGAAAUGUUUCCGUACGUUCCACACGGCCUGUGGAAUCCGAGCUGGAUGUUUGUCUCACUUCAUAGACACGUACCAGUCCUGGUGUGAUAAACAUGUCGAAAUGGAUUCCGAAAGCGACCCGCACUCGGAACAGGAGCUGUGUGGCAUUUGUUACGACGAGAUGGGCCCUUACAAAAAGGUAGAUUCCGUGGCCGCUCCUUGUUGCCAAAAUGGGUGGUUUCAUCGACGCUGUGUGGCUCAGUUUGCUCAAUCGUCUGGCUAUUUCUUUAAAUGUCCGCUAUGCAACAACAAAGACGACUUCAGCCGAGCCAUGUCACUGAGAGGCGUCUUUAUUCCCGAGAAAGAUGCUGCCUGGGAGUUGGAACCGAAUGCAUUUAGCGAACAACUUGAGCGUCCGACAUCCUGUGAUGCCGAGCAGUGCCUUUGUCGUCAUGGCCGCACUCACGACAGCGAAAAGUGGGAUCUCAUCUUGUGUGCUACCUGUGGAUCAACCUGUCGACAUGAUAAGUGCAUGGAAGUACCCUCGAAGAACUACGUCUGCCUCUUUUGUCGACCAAUUAUUGGGGACGCUCCUCCGCCGGCAGUGCUGGCAUUAGCAGAAGCUGCACGUCGAGCAGAAGAAGCACGUCGGCAAGAGUUAGCCAACGAGUCCGAUUCGUCGGAAUCGUACAAAUCCUGCUGUUCUGACACCGAUAAUGAUUCCGAACCAGAAGUCAAACGUCGGAAAACGAAAAAUCGCAGACGUCCAUCUUCAAGCUCCAGCCUUUCUCCUAUUGUGCAAAAACAAUUUAAGUUGCACAGUUUAGUGAAGAAACUUGCACUGGACGAUUUGGCUUGCAAAAAACUUCUGCAACUGAAACCGGUUAUAAAGCUGGAAAAGCUGACAAAGGACCAAAUAAAGAAAGCCAGCACCCCAUGCGAAGCACCGCCAUUGGUCGAAAAAGAGGAGCCGCCUUCUUCAACCUGUUCUUCGCCAAUUUUUGACUUCAACUAUCGAGCACAGCUGAACAAGAAAAUCCGGCGCAGAUCGAUCUCGGCUUUGCGAGCCAUCCAAGAUGUCAUCCGGUCCGAUACGGACACCCUGACCGAAGGUGAUUGUUGCUCGGUUGAGGGUGACCACGACAUGACACAGGCAAAGCGUGCCAAAUACACCAAACUGAAGUUGAUCUCGGACGCGCUCAAGAGAAAACUAUCCACCAGCGAAUCGGAGGUGGUAUUACCGACUAAGAAAGCAUGUUUCCCGACGCCCGAAAAAUGCCGCAAAACUUUCAUUGCUUCGGAGAAUUCUGAAAACGCCUGCCCCAACAGUCCGCUGAAGACUGGUGGUGGCGGUGGGUCAACAACCGGGAAUAACGUUGCUGAGACGCAAAAAACAGCGGUGCUCCAGAAGGCCAGCGGCGAAAUCAUUGAACUUGGUGGCGGCCACAAGUUUCAGCAGUUGACUUUGAAUCGCUUUUUCAACAAGCCAUCGGAAUCUGUCGAAGUUGUGUCGCCGAACGUGGACAGCGGUUGUCCAAGUAAGGAAAACAACAAUAACAAAGACAGUGCAAUCUCUGCUUCGCGUAAGAAGAGCGGUAAGCGCAGUUCCAGGAAGAAAUUCGCUGGCCAAACUCCUGGAAAAAAUCGGAAGAGUCAGAUCGAAGUGGUAGGAUCGAAGCCAGCGAAAUUUGCUUGAUUAUUUUAAUCGUUGCUAAAAUGAUGACAUUUAUAUUGACUAUUCGAUAAAGGCGCAAGUUUUUGUACGUAUUCUUCCCUUGUUCGGAAAAAUACGUAAUUUUUUUUUCGAUAAUCUUAAAAUUUGAUUACAAUUCUAAAUCUUAAAUUGAAAGUGUCAUAUUUUACAAUAAUUGCCUUGUACUUCAAACUAGAACAGUUUGGAGAAAAUUUUUUAAAUUCACUAUUUGAACAUUUACAUUUACUUUCAGAUCUUUACAAUUCGAUAAAGUAUUUCGUUGAGUUGAAACGAUUUUAAAUAUGUUAAACAUAUACAUACAUAACUAAUUAUACCAAUAAAAUCGCCGGAAAUAAA
Molecule: messenger RNA, 2494 nt
Organism: Uranotaenia lowii
Lineage: Eukaryota; Metazoa; Arthropoda; Insecta; Diptera; Culicidae
Product: pineapple eye protein-like
Exons: 5
Coding region: 197-2140 (647 amino acids)
Cellular component (GO): nucleus
Source: RefSeq, a predicted model, not a curated record